Messenger RNA from Dreissena polymorpha, 1963 nucleotides. Its product is annotated as interferon-induced protein 44-like. The coding region runs from base 11 to 1477 and encodes 488 amino acids. The transcript is spliced from 6 exons. The record is from RefSeq and is a predicted model, not a curated record. NCBI's taxonomy places the organism in Eukaryota, Metazoa, Mollusca, Bivalvia, Myida, Dreissenidae.
UUGAUAGAGAAUGACUGGGCAGUUUAAUGAUAAAUACAUGGAUCAGCUGGAGUCCUGGAUUGGCACGGGACCCAAGAUCUUCACCCUGCUGUACCAAAUAACCAGGGACGGGUGUAACGCGACAACAUUCCACCAAAAGUGUGACAACCAGGGACCCACUGUGACGGUGCUGUACAACCAACAAGGAUCGGUGUAUGGGGGAUAUGGGAGUGCGAGCUGGGUCAGCAGCAGCGGCACAUAUAUAAAAGAUUCAAACGCUUUCCUGUUUCAACUGAAAUAUUCAGGCACCGACCAAUGCAUGAAGUUUGCAGUAACGAAGGAAGACUCUGCGAUGUAUGCACUAUCUUCACAGGGACCUAUAUUCGACGGUGGACACGAUCUUAUUACAUUCACGGACACGGUCAACAGCUCUGGUGGAUAUUACGCUUUAAACGGCUCUUUGAACAUUGGGCAUACCUUAAACAAUCAAGGCUUCACUUUCGACCAAAUAAACUAUGGAAACUCCAACGUCAUCGAGUUAGAAGUUUACAGUGUAACAGAUGGGCAGCGGAUAAAAAGUCUACCACAACCAACGCAACCACUACAACCUUGGCGAAAAACUCCCGAAUGGAAUGAAAAGUAUCUCGAGACGCUUACCGAGGAUAUCGUAUCGUUCAAACCUUCCGGAAAGCUUGGACUCUCAGAUGUCCGUAUCCUGAUGCUGGGUCCAGUAGGGACGGGCAAGUCAAGCUUCUACAACACCAUCGACUCGGUGUUCAAGGGCCGCAUCUCUCGAAGUGCCCCAUGUGGGCUUUCUACCAAUUGCAAAACUAUUGCGUACACCCCAUAUGAAAUGCAUGUGAUGUCUGGAGCUUCGUUGAAUUUCCGUCUCUGUGACACACGUGGUCUAGAAGUUACUCAAGGUCUUGACAGUGUGGAGUGUAACUACUUGCUAGAUGGGAAUAUCUCAGAUUUAUAUCAGUUUAACCCAGUCGCUCCAAUCAGAUCCGCCAACCCCGGGUUCGUGCAUCAACCAACGGUUGAAGAACAAAUCCACUGCGUUCUGUUUUUAAUCGACGCUGCUAAGGUGGGGGACAUACCACAGAAAUUAGUCGACAAGAUGCACAGCUUCCAAAAACUUGUUGUUCUGAAAGGAAUUCCACAAGUAGUUCUUUUAACAAAAGUCGACCUUGCCUGUCAGGAAGUUGCCAGUAACAUCACCAACGUGUUCAAGAGCAAGAAAAUUGAGGCAGCUGUGGACAAGGCAUCAAACCUUCUCGGAUUACCUAGAAACCACAUUCUUCCGGUGAAAAACUACGAGAAUGAGAUGGAGCUGGAUGACAACAUCAGCAUCCUGGCCUUGAUGACACUGCGUCAGGUGCUUCACUUUGCAGAGGAUUACCUUCAGGUCCUUCAGAACAAACUGAAAGCGUGUGGUGUUUCUAUCGAGAAGCUGGACCAACGAGAAUCAGUAGAAAAAGGCAGUGACCAAGAGUAAUAGAAUACACCGCUUUGCCUUUCUCCAGUGAUUUCUAAUUGAAAAUUAAUGUGUAUAUCUCGUUACUUAAACUAGUUAAUCGGAUACAUCAAUUUAGGCUUAAAAAGUUAAACUGAAAUUGUGUAUUCGUGACGGAUUGGUUAUUUAGUGCAAAUGGUUAAUUAUAUAUUGAUAUGUAAUAUGUAUACUAUUGAUCGGUAUAUUAUAAAUGGAACUGGUUUUGAUGUGUGCUUUAUUUUUUUAAAUUGUUUCACAUGUGUGAAUUAUGUUACGAAGUGAUUGUAUAUAUAUAUUACAUAAAAUUUAUUUUAUUUGUUUGACUGUCCUUGACUGUGACUGUUUUACUGUUACAGCCUUUUUAAAAAUCUGAAUAGUAAAGGUAGAAACCUUAUUUACUUUAUUUACCUUAAUUAUUUGUAGCUUAUUGAAUUAUAUUUUAUGGAUAACUGAAUAUAUAUUGCAUAUGAAUCUUUUUAAUCUCUAAAG